UUCACCAAUAUUACAAUUGUGAGCUUCAAAUAUGUGUCUUUGUUUGGAUCUAUUUGAGGAUUAGCAUAAAACCUUCACAACGAGGCUGGUAUGUAGGGUUGUUGUUAUGACUCAUCCCCUCAAUAUGUUGCUUUGUGUUGCGAUUGGCCCUGUUGGCUUCUUCCUGGUGUGUCACUGGAUGUAGCCGGCCGCCAUGUGGUUAACCUACUUUCAUACUAUUACUUGUUUUGUUCACAAUGCCACUUAAGAGCAAGCAUGAAGAAUUAUGUUCUCGAAGACUGCAACAAAAAGACUAACUGGAUGUUGUGAAUCUAUUAAUCAUCUACUUUUUUAUUUUAGCAAUGGAUCCUACGUUUUAUAGAUUAACUAGUCAAGUGGAAAAUGUUUCCUGCCAGUAAGUGGAAUGUUUCUGCUCCAUUUAGCUUUGCUAUAUGUUUUGUUCAAACAAUGGAGCACAUGAGUCGUGCCCGCAGUCGACAGCAUGCCAUGGACUCUUUGGUUGUUUUGAAAUGUGAAAUCAGUUGGGAUGCAAUGAAUUGGAUUGGCGCUUGAAGUGGAUACAUUUUCUUGUGCUAAAUGUGCAAAUGGGAUAAUAUGGGUCCUUCGGUUGAGGACACGGUGGAGGAUUUACAGACGAUUCAACGGUCCUUAUGGGAACUCCACAAUCUCCUCGCAAACAUGCCAGAUGACAUGCUGGAGGACAGCAGAGACUCCUCCUGCACAGAGCAGGAAUUGAUAAAUAGAAAUGCUGAAACCAGCCCACAGUCCAAAUGGACUCAACAGCGGUCAGAUCAUCCCAGGCCAAAUUCUCAUGAGCAGAGCUAUGAAGAAGACUACGAUCAUCAUGAUUUUACUUAUGAAGAUGGAGGCGUUCAGAGCAAUGGUCAUUCUCAACCUUCGGCUCAUAUCUGGAACCAGCAUUCAGAUUCUCAGUUCACCCAGGAAGACUGCACCCAAAACAGCAUGGGAACAGAACGAUCUUCAGAAGCCAAUGGUUUCUCCACAGAUGAUCCAUAUGAGCUACACCUUCGUGCUAAUAACAUUGUCAACUGCAACGGAGAUGGAACUAGUGACUGUAAUAAUCCCAGAGUGCAAUCUCAGCCUGGAGCAGUGGAACGACGUGCGGAUGAUUACCAGGUCAGCUACAAUCCUCACGGCCCUCCACGUCAGAUGUUGAGCUCACAGGCUACACAUCAACAGCGUCCAUUCGAUCAACUACAAAGAGAAUUCCUUGACUCAACACAGCAAACUGCUGAGAAAGAGCAGAUUACCCAGUUGCAGAUAUUCAACGUAGCUCUUAAAAGGCAAAAUGAGGACUUGGAGCAAAAGUUUGAGGAUUCAAAGCGCAACACGAGAUACCUUGAGCACCAGUUGGCAAUUGCUAAAGAUCAGAAAAAUGACCUUGCCGCGAGUCUUAAGGAAUCGACUCGACUCCUGGGGGAGGCCAAAGAGCGGGAGCUUCAAAUGCAAAGCAAACUCAAGACGAUGGAGCAGCAAAUACAAACCUUGAAUGAGCGAGACCAGGAGAACACAAAGAAGCAGCGGGUGGCCGAGGCCGCUGUUGACACUAUGAAGCAGCAGAUGUUGGAGCUGUGUCGUUCGGACACGCUGUCCAAAUCACGUAAGCAGCACGACAGAGACCUCGCCGUCAUCAAGGAGCAGCAUGAGGCCGCGCUCUUGCUUUUACAGCAGCAGCUUGAUGCUAAGUCUCAAGCUAUGGAGGAACAGAUGGAUACUAGUCAGAAGUUCCGUGAGCAGGUGAAACAGUUGGAGCGGCAACGGGAAGAAGAGCAACUUGAGCGAGCCAGAGUGGUCAAUGCUCUCACCCAGAGUCUGGAGAAGAGUCAGCAACAAUGUGCCAAGCUCUUGCAGACGAGUUCUGUGCAAGAAAUGAGUCAAAUCCAAAUCAAACUACAGCAGGCUCAAACGGCCAAGGUUUUAAGUGACAAUAUGAACAGAGACCUACAGGAGGAUCUUGCUGACUUGAAGGAGCAGAUCAUGCUGUAUGAAUCUGCUUUAAAACAUGGCGUUAUUGCAUUAGAGCCCAACUGGGACUGCCAGAACCAGCUCUCUGAAUCCUGUUUGGCGUUAGGCUUUAAGAAAACCAAUGGUUCUCUCCGCAGCGUGGCCCUGGCCACCCUGUCAGACUCGCAGCUGCCUCAGGAUGAAGCUUUGCGCCAACUGCAAGUGGAAAUGCAGCGCUGCUUGGGGAGUUUAAAGAGCAAGAGGCAGAAGAUCAGUCACCUGCAGGAGGAGCUUCAACAGAGUCGGGCCCGGGCAGACGAGCUGCAGAACCAAUUAGACGAAGCCAAGCUCAGCUCAUCGGUUAGACAAUCCAUCCAGGUAAAACAUCCAAACUUGACUGCAGAGGACCAGAAUGAGUUAGUGAAACUCCAGGAAGACAAAGAACGCUUGCAAGAUCAAGUGGAGGGGCUGCAAAGUAAAAUUGCAGAGCUGCAGCAGAGUGAGGAAAAGGUCCGUUCUGCCAACUCAGAGCUCUGCGUCAAGACGAGAGAGAUGAUUCAAGAGUUGCACCAGGAGAAGCAGGCGGCUGCUCAGCAAUCCGAGCGGAUUAAUCAGCAGCACAGGGAUGACGUGGUGAAACGAGUCAGGACGGAGCUCAUGCUGCAACACAACGAUCAGCUUGAACGUCUGACGGCACAACACGAGCGACAAAUCCAAGACCUAAACUCUCAGCUCUCUGAGGCCAGUGAUAAGGUGUUGGCUGUGCAAGAGUGUUACAUAUCUGUCUGCAAGGAAAAGGAAAUCUUGGAGGAAAGCAUCAGAAACAAAGCCACGGAGGAUGCACUGAGGAAAGAAAUUGAGAAAAAAGGGGAGAGCAGCACAGAUGUGGAGAAACUAAGGACUGAGCUAGAGGUGCAGCAUCAGGCCUCCAUCGCCCAGCUCAAGGCUCUCUGGUCCAAGGAGAAGGAGGCUGAGAUCCAGCAGCAGGUGAAAUCUCACAUAGCCUUGGCCAAGGCUGCUUGGGAUGAAGCGCGACAUCAGACGGAGAAGACUUGGGCUCUGAAGCUGGAGGAAGCCAGGCAAGGAAAACAACCCGAGACCUCUGAGGCAACCUGUCAGACAGAGGAGACGGAAGCAAACGCUUUGACCGUCACCGUCAAGGAGUUGGACUCCAAACUCUGUGCCCAGAGACAGCAGCUGCAAGCGGAAGCUGACAAAGUCCAACGCCGAGCGGUGGAAGAAGCCAGGAAACAAGUCCAGAUGGAGAAUCAGGAGAAACAUCUCCACGAUUUGGCCAAUAAGGUUGAAGGAGCAGUAACCAGGGCCUAUAACCGCUGGAUUGAAGAUUUGCCUUCAUUGCCGCAAUACCAAGCCUUGCUCCAAAGAGAGAAAGAGAAAUGGGAAGAGCUGCAAAAACAAGACGUGGAACAAAAGGUAUCGCAGGCUCUGAGGGCAGCAGAGGCGGAGUGGCGCAAGCAGCAACAAGACCAAGGUCAAAGAUGUGGUACGACUAAAGAGCAAGAGGUGGUGGUGACUCUCCAGACUCAGCUGGAGCAGUUACGAAGAGAACAAGCCGCACUGUUGGAGGCUGAACUUGCCGGAGCCAGAGCAGCCUGGAAAAGAGACAAACAGCAAGAGAUCUCCCUUGUCCAAACUCGCAGCGAGCAAAUGUACCAAACCAAACUCCAGGAGCAGCAUAAGAAGCAGGAGAUAGCUCUGCUGCAGACCCUGAGGGCCAGAGAGGAUGAGUGGAGAUAUCAGCAGGCUGAGAAGGAACAAGCCCAGAAGCGACAGAUGAGGGAAGAUUUCCUCUUGGAGCUUCAAACUGCUCUGGCGGAGGUCCAGACGCAGCUUCUCGGCACUUCCAGGACUGAGCAGCAGAGUUUCACAGAGCGCGUGAGAGGCCGCGUGUCAGAGGGCGCCGUAACGCACGUGAUUCAAACUUGCUGCAUAGACAUUGUUGACAAAGCUGUGUGCCAGGCCAAGAAGGAAUGGAAGAAAAUAAGUGAGGCUCAGUUGAGCUGUGUGCUACGAGAAACGCAAGAACAGCACGAAAGAGAAAUCAACAAAAUGCAAAGCUCCUUAGCCCAGAGUGGAGGGCAGGUUUGCAGCAGGAAGGAUUGCGCAGACACCGCCAGUAAACUGGAGAAGAAAAACCAGGAGCUUCAGAAGCACUUGGCAAAAGCUUGCCGGCAGUUCCAGCACAGCGUCAGAGAACACAAAACAACCAUACAGAAACUCAAAGACGAACACGAGCGCCGAUUACAAAAGGCAAAUGAGGAGCAUCUGCUACAACUGGAGGAAGCGAAGCGAAGCAAAGAAGAUGCUGGGUUUGUGAUGCCUUCAAAUCAUCAACAAACUCUUCAAGAGGGCCUGGAAGAAAUGAAGCAGCAAUACUUGACAAUUGUUGAAAAAAUAAGAGGAGACAUGCUGCGUUAUCUCCAAGAAAGCCGCGAGCGAGCAGCUGAGAUGAUCCGCACCGAGGUGCUCCAGGAGAGGCAGGACACGGCCCGCAAAAUGCGACGCUAUUACCUGACCUGCCUGCAGGAAUUGCUGGAGGACGACGGGAAAACCACGGGCAGGGCUGAAAAGAAAAUAAUGAAUGCUGCCAGCAAGUUGGCGGCCAUGGCUAAAGUACUAGAGACACCUGUGAAGAAUAAAUCUGGAAAGAACCACGCUUUACCAACUGGCAUCACGGUAAUGUCCACCACUGGGCCUGCCCCAGCAAGUAAGACAGACUUUUUGAAGAACCCGUCAUCUGGACCACUUGACAAAAGAACGGAGGAUAGAACCCACAGGAAAAAGUUGUCGGGUUUGGAGCAAAAAACAACUCGGGCGCGGACUAAACUUGUGAACAACCAGGACUCGGCAGAUGCGCAACUCUACCCUCACAAAGUGUCCUCUUCAUGCUCUGCUCCUUUGAGGAGCAAAAAUAGGGAGGCGUACCUGCAGGGUGGACAACCGGGAAGCCAUGCGGACACGCCAAACGAACCCUGUGUCACGCAGGAUUUCCCAGUCAGGGAUGAUAAACGCACUAACUGGAGCCUGAGCAGCAGUGACUCAGACAGCCACCACCUCCCUCGAGUGUCUUACUCGGGGAGGAAAGUAGAGUCGGUGAAGCCGUUCUCAGUUUCUGCCCCUGACUUCAGCCAGUUUGAUCAGCUCACCCCGGACACGUCUGACUUGACGGUUUAUAAUGACAUCGCCCAAGAGAAUUGGACUCAAACCCAAACGUCAGCCCAUCAAGGGAAGCUGAACACAAAGAGGGAGCCCGUACUGGGCUCAGAGGGAGAAAAGCUGAGUGGGCCUCUGUUCUCGGAGUUGAGACGAUGUCAGCAGGACAGCGGCUUUGACAGCCCGUUUAACCAACCAAACUGACAGUGACAAAAUGUGUCCAAAGGAAAACGCUGUUGAGCUUCUACAUUUCAAUUCAAAACCAGGUUUUCAGAAAGUGGCUAUAAGUGUUUAUAUCAUUGAGCUUUUUUUAUUUUCACUCAAUGUUUCGACAGGUCAAAAUUUGCACACCAACUUAUAUUUAUGGAUGUCUCUUGCAAUAACAGAAAUUCCACUCAUUGCUCUUUUCAAAUCUACUGUACAUUUUUUUUAUAUAAGAGAUUGUUGUUUUAAAGUAUUUUUUAUAUUUUCUUUUAAUAAACAAAUGAACUGGUUUACACAAAGAUAA
Messenger RNA from Syngnathus acus (greater pipefish), 5647 nucleotides. RefSeq names its product centrosomal protein 152 (gene cep152). Gene Ontology annotation, cellular component: centrosome. The transcript is spliced from 27 exons. Gene Ontology annotation, biological process: centriole replication. The coding region runs from base 577 to 5343 and encodes 1588 amino acids. Lineage: Eukaryota; Metazoa; Chordata; Actinopteri; Syngnathiformes; Syngnathidae. The record is from RefSeq and is a predicted model, not a curated record.